GGAGCUCUAUCGAUGUUGAAGUACGGCAGAGUCAGAUCAGUAGUAGAGGAACAGUUGCAGCUGUAGUUAGGAUGGUAAAAGAUGAUUCCAGGCACGAUGAGCUCUCCUUCGAUGACUGACGGGCAUCUCGCUGACGGAAACAGGGUGAGCAACGCGAUUGUACAACCCGAACCAACACCGCCAACGCUCAGUGCGCCGAGUGCUACCGGCAGCUCCGAAGAAGAAUACGACACAAGCAACCCACGUCGUGGUAUGGCCAUCAUUUUGCACCAUGAGAACUUUAGGCUGAUGAGCAAACGUACGGGAAGCAGCAGGGAUUGUAGUGCCGCCGUCACAGUCCUAACUAAUAUGCAGUUUGAUGUUCGUGUUUACGAAGAUCUACCAUUCGCGCAGCUUUGCGAUGUUUUGAGCGAUCUUGCCAGCGAGGAUCAUUCGGAUGCUGACUGUUUGCUGGUGAUGAUCAUGACGCAUGGCGAUGACGACGUGCUGUAUGCCUUCGAUAGGCCUUAUGAAGUAGACGUUCUGUUUAAACACUUUAUGGGUGAUUCCUGCCCAACGUUACUCGGCAAGCCAAAGUUGUUCUUCGUGCAAGCCUGCCGAGGGACCGCGUUUGACAAGGGUGUGCAGUUGGGUUGUGGCGUGGUGGAUAAAGACUGUUUCAGCUCCAACAAAUAUGUCAUUCCGACAACGGCCGAUCUGUUGGUGAUGUACUCAUCGUACCAGGGGCAUGUGUCGUGGAGAAAUCCCGUUGGUGGUUCCUGGUUUAUACAGGCGCUGUGCGCGGAGUUGGAAUUGAGUUGGCGUCAUAUGGAGCUGUUGCAGCUGCUGACUGCUGUUUCGCGCAGGGUAGCCUACGAUUAUCAAUCGCACGUGCCACAGAGCGGGUCGAUGGACGCCAUGAAACAAAUGCCCUCUAUUGUAUCGAUGCUAACGAAGCUUGUUUACUUUCCGGUUAAGAAACAGAUGCAACAAUAAAGACGAAUAAUCCACGGUGCUCGAAA
Molecule: messenger RNA, 1001 nt
Organism: Anopheles stephensi (Asian malaria mosquito)
Lineage: Eukaryota; Metazoa; Arthropoda; Insecta; Diptera; Culicidae
Product: caspase-like
Exons: 2
Coding region: 82-975 (297 amino acids)
Biological process (GO): apoptotic process; proteolysis
Cellular component (GO): cytoplasm
Source: RefSeq, a predicted model, not a curated record